Messenger RNA from Raphanus sativus (radish), 1342 nucleotides. Its product is annotated as probable xyloglucan endotransglucosylase/hydrolase protein 29. The coding region runs from base 141 to 1199 and encodes 352 amino acids. Gene Ontology annotation, biological process: cell wall biogenesis; xyloglucan metabolic process. NCBI's taxonomy places the organism in Eukaryota, Viridiplantae, Streptophyta, Magnoliopsida, Brassicales, Brassicaceae. Gene Ontology annotation, molecular function: xyloglucan:xyloglucosyl transferase activity; hydrolase activity, hydrolyzing O-glycosyl compounds. Gene Ontology annotation, cellular component: apoplast; cell wall. The transcript has 4 exons. The record is from RefSeq and is a predicted model, not a curated record.
AUUCCAUGGUCUUCUCUUUCCCACUUUGACGCAUCUUAAGAAGAGAAAAACACACAACAACAAACAUCUUAGACCAUACAAAGAAAGAGAAACCAAACCACUUUUCUCUUUGUUCCGAGUUUUCAAAGAACCUAAAAAAAAUGAGAGAUUCAAUAUACCUUUUAUGGGUUGAUCUUCGCUUAAAGGUGAUGAUCAUGGUGGUGAUGAUAUUCGUAUCAUGGAGAGGUGUUUUGGGGUUGGAGAACAUAAACCCCAUUUUCUUCGACGAAGGUCUUUCUCAUUUAUUUGGUGAAUCUAAUCUCAUCCGAUCUCCUGAUGAUCGCAGCGUUCGAUUACUCCUCGACAAAUAUACUGGGUCAGGAUUUAUAUCUUCAAACAUGUAUCAACAUGGAUUUUUUAGUUCGUUGAUAAAGUUGCCAGGAGCUUACACGGCUGGUCUUGUAGUCGCCUUCUACACAUCAAACGGUGAUGUGUUUGUGAAGAACCAUGACGAAUUAGACAUAGAGUUCUUAGGGAACGUUGAAGGAAAGCCAUGGCGGUUUCAGACGAAUAUGUAUGGUAAUGGUAGCACAAACCGUGGCCGAGAAGAACGCUACCGUCUUUGGUUUGAUCCUUCCAAGGAGUUUCACCGUUAUAGCAUCCUUUGGAACCCAACCAAAAUAAUAUUUUGGGUAGACGAUGUGCCAAUAAGAGAAAUCAUAAGAAAAGAAGAAAUGAAAGGAGACUAUCCACAAAAACCAAUGUCUCUCUACGCAACCAUUUGGGACGCCUCAAGCUGGGCUACUUCCGGCGGAAAGUUCGGUGUCGACUAUACAUUUUCACCUUUCGUCUCCGAGUUCAAAGACAUUGCUCUCGACGGUUGUAAUGUCUCCGACUCAUUUCCCAACAACAACAACAACACUGUCGGUUAUAACUACAGAAACUGUUCUGCCUCCGACCAAGAUCUCAUGACUAGCGAUUACUCAACCAUUAAUCCUAAACAAGGAGCCGCAAUGCGACGGUUCCGGGAACGUUAUAUGUACUAUUCGUAUUGUUACGAUACCGUAAGGUAUGCCGUGCCUCCACCUGAGUGUGUGAUCGUGGCAGCUGAGAAGGACCGGUUUAGGGAUACUGGACGGUUAAAGUUUGGUGGUAGUCAUAGAACACGGAAAAGACGGAAGCGGAACCGGUCUACGCCGGUGGUUUCGGCUGAUCAGUAGCAUUAAUUAGUUCAAUUAUAUUCCCGAGUAUGUAUAUAUAGUGUUUAAUUAUAUAGAUCAAGAAUAAUAUACUAUCAUAAAAUUCAUCAAGUUUUAUGUUUCUUUUUUUUGCUCCACCGUAAAUAAUGCAUAUAUGUCAAGAA